GGAAGCACAUGGCGGCAUUGUGAGAGCGUGGCGGUGUUCGUGGCGCGCUUUUGUUUUCCCCUAUUUUCUGUUUUAGCCAAAUGUAAUUUUUUUUAAUCCCCACCUCCCCAACAGAAGAAAGUGUUGUUGUCGCGUUGCCAUGCAGGUGUGCGGUGUGUGCGCAGAGCAGGUUCCCAAAUACCGCUGUCCGACCUGCAGAGUCAGAUACUGUUCGCUCCUUUGCUACAAGAAACACAAAGACGGUUGCGUCCCAGAGCUGCCCGCUCCACCGUCAGCACCUCUCAGCUGGACACAAAAUUCUGGAGACUGGGCUGUGGAGGAUUUUCUGGAUGAAGACAGUGAAUCAGACAGAGUUCCUUUACAGAGACUGAAACAACUGGGUGAGUCGGAGGAGCUCAAAGCCCUGCUGCGUAACCCUCACCUUAGGCGGCUGCUGCUCACAGUGGACCGGGCAGAGAGCAAAGCGGACAUCAUGAAGACUGCAAUGCAAGAACCCCUGUUUGUAGAGUUUGCAGACCAGUGCUUGAAAAUUGUGGAGCCACUGGAGAAUGAGGACACGAUGGACUAGACAGACAUCACCAGUGUGACUGGAGAACAUCUUUAUUUUACAGACUCCUGCAUCCAGUGUAAAUAUUGAACUUUGUACCCUGUGUCUAAUUUUUCAAAAUUUAAUAUUUUUGGAAAAUUACAACUUA
Messenger RNA from Scleropages formosus (Asian bonytongue), 695 nucleotides. It is a transcript of the gene znhit3, whose product is annotated as zinc finger, HIT-type containing 3. The coding region runs from base 140 to 568 and encodes 142 amino acids. Gene Ontology annotation, molecular function: protein binding. The record is from RefSeq and is a predicted model, not a curated record. NCBI's taxonomy places the organism in Eukaryota, Metazoa, Chordata, Actinopteri, Osteoglossiformes, Osteoglossidae. Gene Ontology annotation, biological process: snoRNA localization; box C/D snoRNP assembly; maturation of LSU-rRNA from tricistronic rRNA transcript (SSU-rRNA, 5.8S rRNA, LSU-rRNA). Gene Ontology annotation, cellular component: nucleus; pre-snoRNP complex. The transcript is spliced from 5 exons.